AGCACAGUGUGAAGCCAGUGCAGCGUCUCGCUUCCACUUCUCCAGGGGGCGCUGCAAAGAUUUUGGUCGCCAGAGGUAUCACGGUGCGCGCGUCUGGAAGCAUUUCCGCUCUGGAGCAUUUUCGUUCCGCCGGGUGCCAGCGUUCCUGUGACGCGUUUCCUGUUGGCCGAGCUGCGCACGUGCGGCCGGAAGGGAAGUAACGUCAGCCUGAGAACUGAGUCCUGUACUGUGUGGCGCCUUAUUCUAGGCACUUGUUGGACAGAAUGUCUCACCUGCCGAUGAAACUCCUGCGUAAGAAGAUCGAGAAGCGGAACCUCAAAUUGCGGCAGCGGAACCUAAAGUUGCAGGGGGCCUCAAAUCUGACCCUAUCGGAAACUCAAAAUGGAGAUGUAUCUGAAGAAACAAUGGGAAGUAGAAAGGUUAAAAAAUCAAAACAAAAGCCCAUGAAUGUGGGCUUAUCAGAAACUCAAAAUGGAGAUGUGUCUCAAGAAGCAGUGGAAAAUAUAAAAGUUAAAAAGUCUCUCCAGAAAUCCACUGUAUUAACCAAUGAAGAAGCAGCAAUGCAGUCUUCCAAUUCAGAAUCAAAAAAGAAAAAGAAGAAAAAGAGAAAAAUGGUGAAUGAUGCUGAGCCUGAUACGAAAAAAGCAAAAACUGAAAACAAAGGGAAAUCUGAAGAAGAAAGUGCCGAGACUCCUAAAGAAACAGAAAAUAAUGUGGAGAAGCCAGAUAAUGAUGAAGAUGAAAGUGAGGUGCCCAGUCUGCCCCUGGGACUGACAGGAGCUUUUGAGGAUACUUCGUUUGCUUCUCUAUGUAAUCUUGUCAAUGAAAACACUCUGAAGGCAAUAAAAGAAAUGGGUUUUACAAACAUGACUGAAAUUCAGCAUAAAAGUAUCAGACCACUUCUGGAAGGCAGGGAUCUUCUAGCAGCUGCAAAAACAGGCAGUGGUAAAACCCUGGCUUUUCUCAUCCCUGCAGUUGAACUCAUUGUUAAGUUAAGGUUCAUGCCCAGGAAUGGAACAGGAGUCCUUAUUCUCUCACCUACUAGAGAACUAGCCAUGCAAACUUUUGGUGUUCUUAAGGAGCUAAUGACUCACCACGUGCAUACCUAUGGCUUGAUAAUGGGUGGCAGUAACAGAUCUGCUGAAGCACAGAAACUUGCUAAUGGGAUCAACAUCAUUGUGGCCACACCAGGCCGUCUGCUGGACCAUAUGCAGAAUACCCCAGGAUUUAUGUAUAAAAACCUGCAGUGUCUGGUUAUUGAUGAAGCUGAUCGUAUCUUGGAUGUGGGGUUUGAAGAGGAAUUAAAGCAAAUUAUUAAACUUUUGCCAACACGUAGACAGACUAUGCUCUUUUCUGCCACCCAAACUCGAAAAGUUGAAGACCUGGCAAGGAUUUCUCUGAAAAAGGAGCCAUUGUAUGUUGGCGUUGAUGAUGAUAAAGCGAAUGCAACAGUGGAUGGUCUUGAACAGGGAUACGUUGUUUGUCCUUCUGAAAAGAGAUUCCUUCUGCUCUUUACAUUCCUUAAGAAGAACCGAAAGAAGAAGCUUAUGGUCUUCUUUUCAUCUUGUAUGUCUGUGAAAUACCACUAUGAGUUGCUGAACUACAUUGAUUUGCCCGUCUUGGCCAUUCAUGGAAAGCAAAAGCAAAAUAAGCGAACAACCACAUUCUUCCAGUUCUGCAAUGCAGAUUCGGGAACACUAUUGUGUACGGAUGUGGCAGCGAGAGGACUAGACAUUCCUGAAGUCGACUGGAUUGUUCAGUAUGACCCUCCGGAUGACCCUAAGGAAUAUAUUCAUCGUGUGGGUAGAACAGCCAGAGGCCUAAAUGGGAGAGGGCAUGCCUUGCUCAUUUUGCGCCCAGAAGAAUUGGGUUUUCUUCGCUACUUGAAACAAUCCAAGGUUCCAUUAAGUGAGUUUGACUUUUCCUGGUCUAAAAUUUCUGACAUUCAGUCUCAGCUUGAGAAAUUGAUUGAAAAGAAUUACUUUCUUCAUAAGUCAGCCCAGGAAGCAUAUAAGUCAUACAUACGAGCCUAUGAUUCCCAUUCUCUGAAACAGAUCUUUAAUGUUAAUAACUUAAAUUUGGCUCAGGUUGCUCUGUCAUUUGGUUUCAAGGUGCCUCCCUUCGUUGAUCUGAACGUCAACAGUAAUGAAGGCAAGCAGAAAAAGCGAGGAGGUGGUGGUGGAUUUGGCUACCAGAAAACCAAGAAAGUUGAGAAAUCCAAAAUCUUUAAACACAUUAGCAGGAAAUCAUCCGACAGCAGGCAGUUCUCUCACUGAAGACAUGCCUUCCUUUCAUCUUGAAUAACUUUGUCCUAAAAUGAAUUUUUUUCCCCCUUGAUUUAACAGGAUUUUUGUAGACUUUAGAAUUUGGACUUACCUAACAAGAGUAUAGAUUGACUUGGGUUGCAAGCACUGAGCACUGUUACUUCUAUCAAGUCUCUCUUUUAUGUCUGGGAUAUAAAACAGGCUUUAAGUUUCUUGGUUGCCCAAGGGCAGAGCAAGGAAUAUCUGGUGUUUCUUGUGAUGAUAAUAUUUUAAUUUUAAAUAUCCCUCCCUCAUACAAGUGUAUGUUACCAUUUUAGUAUAAUUCUUUUUGUACCUUUCCUUCUUGUUUUGUGAAGAUUUUUGUGGCAUGGAUUGCUGUGCUCACUGCUGUAAAAGGUGACCUAGUGUACUGGGCAGCUGGUGGCAGUGCAGAAAAGAGUCUCAGGUUAUUUUUUGUUUUUAGUUAUUUCUUGGACCUUGACAGUAUCUAAUGACUCCUCCUGAAAAUGCUGCAGUAUAAAAGAGCAAAGAGCUUUGGGAAAUACCUAAGAAGCACCUUAAGAUUAGGGUGACAUUGCUUUUAUAGAUUCUUGAUUUUAAAGCAACAGGCCUUUCUCAGGUGUUUCAUUUUUUGGAGCAAAAACUAUGGGUUGUAAUUUGAAUAAAGUGUCACUAAGCAGUUACAACAUUUGAUGGCUGGGGGGUAGGAAGAGGAUGGAAUUGAGAUGUUUGAGCCUCAUUUACAUCAAUAGAGGUGUAAAAUGUACUGCGUUUCUUCAUUUGGUAACAUAACAAAGACUUUAAAAACACAUAUACAAAGAAUGAUGAUGCUCCUCAUUAAGAUUUGUUUAAUUCAAGGUGGUUUGGAUUUGGUAAGCCUUUGCACUCUGUAGAGUACUUAGAAGACAAGGGCAACUUACUUGGAGUUAGAGCCAAGCCGUCAGACAGUGCCCAGCACACAUUAAUGUUAGCUUCUUUCUGAGAAAAAAGUUCCUCUUCCAGGCCCUGAAACAAAAAAUACAUUUGCUGUGAAGAUUGAAAAUGAACAAAGUUAGAAAAAAAACAGCAAAAUCAGUGAUUUAGUCAGAUGAGUUUUUCGUUGUAGGAGCCCUUGAUUUCUAGUGUGUUUUGUACAGUAUAUAACUACAAGGUAGUACAUUUUGUAGCAGUUCAAAGCCAAAGUUGCUAGCAUCAUUUUUCUGUUGUGCCAGUUAAUCAUAGGAUCCCAUUAAAUAAGUGUGCUAACAUCUAAUAUAGAGAAAACUGGUAAAGAACAUUCCAGUAGGAAAAGAAAAGAACAAUCUUCCAUUUCUGGGCUUGGCCACCAUCACCCUGGUCGGACCUGUCCUGGACUUCCAACCUUGACUGCUGAGCUCCUGGCUUAGCUUCUUGGGUUCCUAAUUCCUGGUGUUUAAUAAUUCUCUCCAGGAUCAUGUUUUUCUGAUUUUUUUUUUCAGAAGUAAUGUUUUUUAAAAGACAAAAACAAAGGGAAGAAUAUUUAAUUAUUGAGCAGAAGUAAAUACUGUUGGUAUUUUGUACAUAAUCUAAUUUUUAUAUGCAUGUUCAUGCUUUUUAAUUUUUUUAUCAAAAAUUAAGUCAUCUACCUACUACUUGUAACCAGCUUGUUUCAUAACAUGUUAUUUUCCUGUGUCAUUAAAUAAGUAAUGUUGUA
Gorilla gorilla gorilla (western lowland gorilla) is the source of this 3936-nucleotide messenger RNA. It is a transcript of the gene DDX18, whose product is annotated as DEAD-box helicase 18. Lineage: Eukaryota; Metazoa; Chordata; Mammalia; Primates; Hominidae. Gene Ontology annotation, molecular function: ATP binding; RNA helicase activity; nucleic acid binding. The coding region runs from base 264 to 2276 and encodes 670 amino acids. The record is from RefSeq and is a predicted model, not a curated record. The transcript has 14 exons.